Dermacentor albipictus is the source of this 565-nucleotide messenger RNA. RefSeq lists its product as uncharacterized. The record is from RefSeq and is a predicted model, not a curated record. Lineage: Eukaryota; Metazoa; Arthropoda; Arachnida; Ixodida; Ixodidae.
ACGUGCAAUAAGUCUCGCAAGUGAGCGGUAAGUAUUUAGGGCUCUCCUUCCGGCCGUACAGCUGAGCCCCUUCCAACGAUCACCGCGGCCUGCCGUGAACCCUGAGAAACGAUGUGGUGUAGGCUUGUGUUGGCCCUCUUUGCAUUCUUCACAGGCUUCACUGCAGUCAGAAGCCAUAUCCUGAUACCCGGUGGCGGCUACUUCCCAGACACGGGAAUGAAGAAAGUCUCCAGCCAGAGCUUCUGGACACAUGGGGGUGGCGGAGGAUUCAUCAGUCCAGGCAUCAUUGGGGGAGGAGCGGCUGGCGGAAUAGCAGGUGGUGUCAUCGGUGGUGCAGCAGGUGGUGUGGCAGGUGGCGUCAUCGGUGGUGCAGCAGGUGGCGUGGCAAGUGGUGUCGGCGGUAGCUUGGCUGGCGGCGUUGUUGGAGGAAUAAAGUCGUUUAAUAACUGGCCGCAACAACAACAGUUGCUACAACCGGUACUUGGAUGAUGCGGUUUCAGCAAGAGGAGUCCGUGAGAGGUCCCAUGAAUGUGAUUAAUGCACGGAAAUACACUAUGAAGUAUAA